AUGCUUGUUAGUUUUAGACGUUAUGCUACCGAGGCGGGAAAACGUCAGGUCAACCACACACAUUUCGAUCUACACGCAUGGCCUAAAUCAAGAAGGCCUUCUCCACACGAUAUAUUCGAUAUGGAUCCUUCCGAGGCUUCGUACAAAACAAGGAAGGAAUUCGAUAACAAAUUGAAGUCGACGUAUAAGAAAUUGGUUAAAAUGUACCAUCCUGAUCUUUCCGUGUCUCAUGACAUCGUGGAGGGAUCCACGGCAUUGCUGGCAUCCAAGAAGAGAGCCCGGUUCGACGAGAUCCAGAAAGCGUACGAGUUAUUGAAGGACCCAAGGAAAAGAAUCGCAUAUAAGAAGUACGAGCACACGACAUGGGAAGACUAUAAACCGGGCAAGACCUCGUCGUUCGAAGCAUACAGAAUGGCUAACGCACACAGAAGGCAGUACUCGUAUGAGAACGAUCCCAAAUUUUGGCAUGCUGCCACUUGGGAAGACUACUACCAUAUGAAAUGGGGCAGGUCCCCUCCAACUGCAGAGGAGCUUGAGAAGAAUAAGUGGAAGAUCCUAUAUCGCGUGCUUGGCGUGGCUUCCGUGGUGGUUGUGCUCCAGAUCAUGCUAGCUAUAGAACGUACAGACGAGUUCAAUCGACAGACGCGGCUUAUGAACCUUCGUGCCGACGCUGAUUUAAGAGAUAGCUACAAUAACUUUGAGGAGGGCCGCUCGCAAUUCCAGCGUUUGCGUCGUUUCUUGCUCUAUAGACGCUCGGGCCUUGCUGGCAGAGAUGAUGAAGGCAGCAAGCAGGAGGAGAACGAGAUAUUGACACGUUUCGCUCAGCUGAAAGUCGACCAAUUUAAGUAA
Messenger RNA from Candidozyma haemuli, 849 nucleotides. RefSeq lists its product as uncharacterized. The record is from RefSeq and is a predicted model, not a curated record. The coding region runs from base 1 to 849 and encodes 282 amino acids. The transcript has a single exon. Lineage: Eukaryota; Fungi; Ascomycota; Pichiomycetes; Serinales; Metschnikowiaceae.